UUCUCUCCAAUUUCUCGCGCUUCAAACAAAAUCUUCAAAAUAUCGCCACCGUUCACCAUCAUUCAUUAUUUUCAUAUUCUCGUUCACGCGCGCGUACGAUCCUCUGUUUCCAAAAACAGAGAAACCUGCACCUCGCAGCUCAUCGAUUCUUCUUCUUCUUCUGAAUGCGAUUCACCUUCCUUCAACUACAAUCUGAACCUCACACAAGAGGGACAAAGGAGAAGGUGGUGGCAGAGGAAGCUGAAACGAUUGUUUGGUAUAAUUAGGGGGAAAGAAAAAAAAAGUAUAUAAAUAUAUAUAUACAUAUAGAGAGAGAGAGAGAAAAAGAGUGAAAAUGUUUACAUGCAUAGCUUGUACAAAGCAAACGGCGGAAGAGAGGGAAGAAGAAAGCCGUGAAGGUGGCACGCCCAGUACAAAAGAAGCCGUCAAAAGCCUGACCACGCAGUUAAAGGACAUGGCACUAAAGUUUUCAGGUGCAUACAAGCAGUGCAAGCCAUGCACAGGGUCAAGUACCUACAAGAAAGGACAGAGACCUUAUCCUGAUUUUGACACCAUCUCAGAAGGGGUUCCAUACCCUUAUAUGGGAGGUGCAAGCACAAGUUCAACCCCUGCUUGGGACUUCACUAGCUCCAAUCAUCCUGGUAGAACUGACCCAAGAUUCAUGAGAUCAUUUGGUGGAGACCAGACCCCUAGAGCUCGCGAUUCGGCCUCGGUUUGUGAUGUGGUCUUGGAGGAUGAGGGUGAAGCCAAGGAGUGGAUGGCACAAGUGGAGCCAGGGGUUCACAUCACCUUUGUUUCUCUUCCUAAUGGUGGAAAUGACCUCAAAAGAAUUCGCUUCAGCCGGGAGAUGUUCAAUAAAUGGCAAGCACAAAAAUGGUGGGGGGAGAAUUAUGACAGAAUCAUGGAACUUUACAACGUUCAACGAUUCAAUCGACAAUCUCUUAAUACUCCUCCAAGAUCCGAGGAUGAGCCAAGGGAUUCUACAUACUCAAGAUUGACAUCGGCGCGAGAAAGUCCUAUGACCUCAUCUUUAAACAGAGAUUGGACAACACCAAGGCAUCACUAUAAACACUUGGAACAAGGUGGUUCCGGCCACCAGUUCCAUGCAGCAGGGUCAUCCAUGGAAGCAUCAAGGACUACAACCUCUUCUAGAGACGAGCCUUCAGUGAGCAAUGCGAGCGAGAUGGAGACAGAGUGGGUAGAGCAGGAUGAGCCUGGAGUUUACAUCACAAUCAGGCAGUUAGCCGAUGGAACGAGGGAGCUUCGACGCGUGAGAUUCAGCCGGGAAAGAUUUGGGGAGGUAAAUGCAAAGACAUGGUGGGAGGAGAACAGAGAUAGAAUACAAGCUCAAUACCUUUGAAGACAUGAAAAUUAAGGAUGUCCUAAACAAAGAUGGAAUCCCCAAUUUUGAUUGGUAGUGAUUAUUGUAAUGCAGCUUGUUACUUUUGGAUUCUUUUGGAGUUAAGAGAGUCCUAUACACAAAAACUAGUUAGUCCCUUCACACCAUUGGUGAUAGUCUCAGGCAUUAUUAAGAUUGACACUGUCUUAUUAUACAGUGCCAAAUUCUGAAUUUGUUUUUGUGAUCCCUA
Molecule: messenger RNA, 1589 nt
Organism: Arachis stenosperma
Lineage: Eukaryota; Viridiplantae; Streptophyta; Magnoliopsida; Fabales; Fabaceae
Product: protein BREVIS RADIX-like
Exons: 7
Coding region: 335-1360 (341 amino acids)
Source: RefSeq, a predicted model, not a curated record